AUGGUCAACACCCGUUCGACUAGUCCGAACGCUAGGACAGAGGCCUGUUAUGAGUAUUUUAAUCGUAUCAAGCGAACCCCUGAUCGUCGGAACAGUCAAGGUCCCACCGGGUCUUCUUCCGCUGCCGAGUUGCCUGAAAGCCAGCCUCCUGAAGAUGGCGGUUCGUACAUCCCUGAAUCUUCGGUCGAACCAUUGGUCAAAACGAACGCCGCGAAGAAUGAAAGAAAGAUUAGGUUGGAGUACCAUCUGUACUCACACAAAAAGAAUCCUCAGGACUCUCAGUACCUCGAAUCGAAGCCCGCUCUUGGACCUGGGCUACCGGAAAUCGUUCGCUUCGCACUUCCCAUCACCGAGCAGGCCUUUGAGGAUUUCAAACCAUCUUUGGAGCACUUGAAAAAUAUGCUUUUCAAUCUCGCGGAUGAAAUUGACCCCAAUCAAUUUGGAAACCGAAACAGUGUGUUGUUGGAUAACACAAUGGAGAAAGGUUUGGUCACCAUUCGUGCGUAUAUUGACGGCCACCCCGAUUAUUCGUGGGAUUUUAAUCGCCUCGUAUGGUGCGAUGCGGCUUGGGUCUUGUUUUUAGACGAGGUUAGGAUGAAUCCUUUGAAACGCGCUGGGAUCAAUGUCACUAUGAUUGAUCCACCUAAGACUCUCCUGGUUUCACCUCCUGUAAGUGAAUCUCAUGUUAUGUAUGACUUGGUUGCAUCUUUUCGAUGCAAACUUUGGCUAAGCUGA
Molecule: messenger RNA, 735 nt
Organism: Melampsora larici-populina 98AG31
Lineage: Eukaryota; Fungi; Basidiomycota; Pucciniomycetes; Pucciniales; Melampsoraceae
Exons: 2
Coding region: 1-735 (244 amino acids)
Source: RefSeq, a predicted model, not a curated record